Messenger RNA from Hemicordylus capensis (graceful crag lizard), 6325 nucleotides. RefSeq names its product potassium two pore domain channel subfamily K member 5 (gene KCNK5). NCBI's taxonomy places the organism in Eukaryota, Metazoa, Chordata, Lepidosauria, Squamata, Cordylidae. The transcript has 6 exons. Gene Ontology annotation, molecular function: potassium ion leak channel activity. Gene Ontology annotation, biological process: stabilization of membrane potential; potassium ion transmembrane transport. Bases 458 to 1915 code for a protein of 485 amino acids. Gene Ontology annotation, cellular component: membrane. The record is from RefSeq and is a predicted model, not a curated record.
GAGAAGGCAUGAAUUAAUUUGCUGCUCGCACAGCUCGCCCCGCCCAGGCGAUGGCAGCAGCACAAGCCCCGACCUUCCCACAAGCUUGGCAGGGCGAGGCGGGCGCUUCUUCUUUCACAGCCUUCUUCGCUGCGCGUGCCCCAGGGGCCACCCUGGGCUAGAGCGAGAGCCUCGGAGGUCGGAAGCGGGAAAGCGCGGGCUGCUGAGAAAGAGCGAAAGAGAAAGGGCGGGCUCCUGUGCGCGGCGCCGCCGGCUGCCAGGCAGGGCGCCCGGAGAGGGGAACAAGGAGGUAGAGGCCGCGCUACAUGCGACCCGCGGGCUAAGCUCGGCUCCCCCACUCCCUCUGCCCGCCUGCCUGAGGCGGGAGAACGACGCUGCUGUUGCCGCCGCCGCCACCGGCCAACCGGAGAACGCUCCGCAUGCGCUGCUCGCUGAGCGUCCCCCACUGGGCACCGCCAUGGUAGACAGGGGUCCCCUGCUGACUUCCGCGAUCAUUUUCUACCUGUCCAUCGGGGCAGCUAUCUUCGAAGUUCUGGAGCGACCUCACUGGAAAACAGAAUCGCUCAAGUACAAAGCGAGGAAAAGUGAGCUCCUCAAGGAGUUUCCCUGCCUGGGCCAAGAAGGGCUGGAUAAGAUCUUACAGGCAGUGUCAGAGGCUGCAGGGCAAGGGGUUUCUAUUGAUGGAAAUGACACCUUUGAAUACUGGAACUGGCCCAAUGCUGUCAUCUUUGCUGCUACUGUGAUUACAACCAUUGGGUAUGGAAAUGUUGCUCCAAAGACUUCAGCUGGGAGACUUUUCUGUAUUUUUUAUGGGCUCUUUGGUGUUCCUCUCUGCUUAACGUGGAUCAGUGCUUUGGGGAAGUUCUUUGGUGGACGUGCCAAGAGGCUGGGCCAGUUCCUAACAAAGAGAGGAGUAAGCCUGAGAAAAGCACAAAUUACAUGCACAGCCAUUUUCAUUAUCUGGGGAGUCCUGGUUCACCUAGUUCUUCCUCCUUUUGUCUUUAUGGUGACUGAAGGCUGGAGUUAUAUUGAAGGUCUCUACUUCUCGUUCAUCACCAUUACCACCAUUGGAUUUGGAGACUUUGUUGCUGGUGUGAAUCCAAAUGGAGAAUACCAUUCCCUCUAUAGAUACUUUGUGGAGCUAUGGAUCUAUCUAGGCCUAGCUUGGCUUUCCCUCUUUGUCAAUUGGAAGGUGAGCAUGUUUGUGGAGGUUCACAAAGCAAUCAAGAAACGAAGGAAAAAAAGGAAGGGAUCCUUUGAAAACCACCCUCCUACCAAAAAAGCACUUCAGAUGCCUAAUCCAAAAGAUGUGAACAUUUUCAGCUUCCUUUCCAAGAAAGAAGAGACUUAUAAUGACCUCAUCAAACAGAUAGGGAAGAAAGCUCUGAAAACCAGCAAUGACAAAAUCCUAAAAGCAGAGCAAGCCAAGCCAACCUCGCAACAUACCAGCAAGGAUGUCAAGGUGAUGUACACAAAGAACAACUUAUUUGACUAUGAUGAAGUUUCUCUGGGACUCCAAAACUAUCAUGUAAUGAGACAUUUAACUGACAGGCGUAUUGGGGAUAGCCCAGUUGAGGGCAAUGUGUUUGUUAAUCAGCUGGACCGAAUCAGCGAGGAAGAAGGGGAAGCAUGGGACUCAAGGGAUUAUCGGCCCCUGAUCUUUGAAAAUGCCAAUAUAACAUUUGUAAAUGAGGAUGAGGAUGAAGAGGAGGAUAUUUCUGAUGAUGAAGAAACAUCAAAAUCCUCUGUGGAUGACAAUCUUGCAGGGGAACCUGAGAGUCCCCAAAAAUUGGUGAAAUUUUCAUCUUCUGAUGAAUCUACUUUUACCAGUAAUGAACUGGAGAUAUCUGUGCCUUAUGAACAGCUAAUGAAUGAAUACAACACAGUGAAUAAUAAUGCAAAAGCUGCAACGUGAAGAUGUGAACAUUUUUGGUUUCCUGGAAAUCAUUUAAUGCACAUUUUGAAGCAUAAGUGAGGAGGUUGAAUCUCACUGGCAUUUUCCACUGCCACAGCCUUCCUUUAGCAGACUGAAAGCAUCCAGUGUCUGAAUGUUAACUGCAGUUGUCUAUUAUUCAACUUUGCUUACCCACUGUGAAGUUAUAAAAACUUGAGGGUUCCUCUUCCCUUUUGGGAGUUGGUAGUUCUUGAAGUCAGGAAGAAAAGCCUAGUUAUUACAUGGGGCCUAUUCAGUAUUUGUUUCUGGUUUUUGGUGAAGACUGAUUUGGGUCAAUCUGUUCAGAUUGGUUUGGGUCCAUGUUUGACAUGGCAGGUUACUGUGUUAACCCUUCAGUUUUCCAGAGGUUCCCAGAUCAUAUCCAGACUUGGAAUGGAAAAUUGAUGGCUUUACCCAACCUUGCAGAACGAAGCUCUUUCUAUUCUCCAUUUGAAGGAUGCUUUGAACUGGAAGAGCAGAUUAUCCUGAACAUUGGAGUUAGGAUGCAUUAGCAGUGUUGAGUAGGGAGCUUGAACAAUAUCUGCUAAACUUAUGCCAGCUCUGUUUAGUUACGAAGGUUUAGUCUGAAGGUUCAUGAACAAAAACACUAGGUUAAAACACAGGACCAAUUUUUAUAGGGAGUGUGCACUUUCUACUAAACAAGGAACUACCUGUGGUUAAACCCUUCUGGUGAUCAUGAAAAGCACAUAUAAUUAACACAGAACAGUGUUAGAAGAAUGUGUGGAGGACAGAUUUAAAAAUGAAGAACAUCAUAGUGGUAAGCUUAGUUUUGCAUUGGAAGUGCCCCUCCACUGUUCAUACUACAGGAAAUACUUGAAUAUACUUCAUAUGCUAAUGUCUCUAAAUGAAGUUUAAUGUGCUGCCCUUAUGAAUGAAAGUGUAUUUUUAAAAUAUCAAAACACAGCCUGAAUAUCUGAAGGAUCUUGGAGCUGCUUUAAAUUCAUUUCUACUUGUUAUGUUUAUUGGCUCUCUAGAAAAAAAUUCCUACCCUCUCCACUCCAGUUGUUAUGUUAAAGUAGAUAGUAUAUUUUUUCCUACACAAUUUCCCCAUAAAUCUCUCAGAUCUGUUCACCAUGAGUAUUUCAACUUUUUCUGAGUCACAUGCAAAUGUUAGUUUUGUUCUGAAUAAACUCUCAUACAUACAUUUAGAGGAAAAGUCAGUGGCUUAUGGCACCAUCAAAAUGUAGCUAUUAUAGCUUCAGGUACAAAUUGGUUUUGCACUGGUAAAGAGAUGAUUAACUCAGUAGUUGGUAUUUUUGAAAAGCCAAUCCUUUGUAAGCUGUCAGAGCAGAGUAGUAUUGCUGAACAACCUAAUUUUCAAAGUGCUCUAGCAACAAAAAUUUUCAGUGCUUGAACUGUUUGAAGAUCAGAUUAUGAAUCACUCCAAAGUAGCUCUCUAAAACAGUAUGUUGUACUUCCUGUGAUUUAAAUCUGAAAGAGAAGAAUUCACUGUAUUAAAAUCUGGGCUGGGGGAUUUUUGAUGGCAGAAUGAGUCUAACCUGGUAAGAGAGAACAAGCUAAAUUUUACAGUACUAAUCUUGAAUGAUUAGGUACAUUCAAAACUGUUCUUAUUGACUGCUUGGCUUCUGAAUUGUGGAGGCGGAAAUGGACUCUUCCCUUUAUAAAGAUGGCUCUUAUCAGCCAUACACUCCUGUUAGCAAUUGCAGGCAUUUGCUGCAAAAAAUGGUCUCUUGUUCAUUUCUGUUUGGAAAUUUUUGUGCUAUAUGUGCACAAAUUUUUUUUUAAGAAGGAACUGAAUGCUAGCCUGUUGUCUUACCUUUUCUAGAUGGGAAAUUAUUCCAUUGGAUUUGCAGUGUUGGUGUAUGAAUUUUAUAAUGAUUCAGCCAUGGUUGAAAUCUAGCCCAGUGGGGCUAUACUUAUAGAUUCUCUUCAAGACUUGGUGGCUACAUUUUAUUUAGACUGGCCCUUGGCAGGCAUAACAACUGACACCCCUAUUAAAACCUCUUCAUCAUCAAAUAACUUCAUUAUGACUCAAAGCCUCAAAGGAGUUGUCUUCAUGUUGUCAGUAGCAGCGACAACUUUGUUCCACAAUAGAUUUAUUCCCUGUGAAUACUGAGCUGUGUCUUGUUCAAUACAAAUGUGCACAUUGUUUUAGUGAGUAAUACCAUGAGGCUGGCAUUUUAUUUUGGCAUGUCUUCCAUGAAUGGAUGGUUAAAAUACUGCUCUCUGAUGCACUAACAGAGGCGGACAGAAUAGUGCACAAAAAAGGAAGUUUAAAUCUGUAGGUUUUCUGGCUGUUCCUAUACUGCAUUUCAGACGUGGUGCAUAAUUGCCUUAGAAUAGGGCCUCUCUUUUGUGACUAUUGCAUUGCAUGCAUCACCCGCAUGCUAAGCUGGGCAAGCAGAGAUUAAAUGUUGAGUGCUUGAAGCUGUGCUCUCCUCUAUAGAGAUGAGGUUAACUCAUGUGACCUGUUGAAAAUACAGGUUAGGUGCUGCUCUUCAGACUUAAUAUACAGGUUAUUAAUUCUUUCCUAAGAAAUACCCUGCAUUUCUAGGAACUGAACCAGCUUUCAAAGAAACAAAGCCAAAUCUUUCUCUCUCUCUCUCUUUUAAAGUAAGUUUAAACAUACAAAGUUGUUAAACUGCAAUAUCCCACCUAGUAUUUGGCUGCAAUGUUCCACCCAGUGCCAUUUAAAAUCAGUGAGGAUUUAUUCCAAGCAUUUGAAACACUAACAUAGUCUUACUUGGAACAAUUCCACCAUGUGCCUUGCUAUGGGUGAGAUUUAGCUGUUGAUUUUUGUUUGGUUUUUAAGAGGGCCAAAAGAAGGUGUAUAAGCAUAAUUUAUUGUGACUUGGCUGUAUACAAGACACUUACUUUCUGUGUGAAUUUUACACAGCAUUUAAAAAAAAAAAAGUUAGAGGCACCAUGGACCUAUCAGAGAACUGGUCUGCCUUAGUAUUCUACUUCAGAGUUCUCAAACCUGGGUUUCCAGAUGUGGUUGGAUUACAAGUCUGAGAACCUAUGCUCUCUGGAUAGCAGUUCAAUACUGUCUUCCUUGUGUUAAAAGGAGCUGCAGUCUUUAUGUCUGAAUCAAGUAUUUUUUCUGACUUCUGCAUCUGAUGAAGUAAAAAAAAACACACACACCUUGAUUGCCGGGGGAAACUCAACAGCAUCUGAAGUGCCUUUGACUAGCUUGACUUUCCAUCCACAUUUUGGGAAGUAUUUGCAUAAACGUGAAACAGUUUGAGUGAACUAAAGCUUAAUGUUGGGAGACCAUUUUUUAAAUUUUAAGUUCUAGAAUUCAACUGAAGGUAAUAAUCUCUUAUUUAUAUUCAUGUUAAAUUAUUUAAAAAAUAGAAGUGACUUUUAAAAGAUGGCUGCUAAUCUUCCAAAAGCACCAGAACACUAAUAUGUGUUUUAACCUGCCAACAAUUACAUCUUAGCAGUGGUUGGGGAGUAAAACAACCAGCAAAAUUAAAUCAUCAGUGUCAUUAGUUGAAUUAGAACAGCACAAUACUUUGACAGCGGCUACUUAGCUUUUUUGAAAAUAAAUCGAGUUCCAGAAUUUGCACUAAAUCAGUUGUAUCUUCUUUUAUUUAAUGGGUUAUAGGGUUUUAAGAUGACCAGAAUUAGCCAAACAUGGAGGCUAUCUUUGGGACUGAGUCCUAUGAUGUGUUUUCAAUAACCACAUGGGAAGGUGGAUGUCUCUCUUCAUAAAUACAGGAAAAAACUCUCCACCCAUCUACCAUCUCACUGCACAAUUACUGUGUAUAUUUAGUGCACAAUUGCCCCUCAGACUGUUCUUAGCUGCAAUAGGUUUAUGUAAAGCAGUAUAUCUUUCAGUUUUUUCUUUAAGGACAAUUACAUGACUCUCUGAAAUGCUUGUUUGUUUACACAGUGGCAAAGUAAUGAAUCUAAUACAGUGGUACAAAACUGUUAAGCAGUGUUUUUAAAAGUGUUCCUAGAUGCAGAAACCAUGAUUGAUUCCAUUGCUGGCAAUGGAUGUCCCAGCAUAAGAUAAAAACCAUAGCAAGUGUUUAUUGAUAUCUUGUCACAUUGAAUGUGGUUUGUUUUGCCCUUUAUUUUAUUGGAAUGGUACGGCUGAAAAUUCUCUCUGAAUCUGAAAGCAAUACCUAGUAAGCCUCUUAAUCUUAAAAAUAACUUAGCAGCUUGACUCAUCUAAUUUUUAUGCCACCACUGCACUGAAAUUUAAAAUGAGGGUCCCUGUUUUAUAGUUUUUGAAGUGUGUACAAUCCUGGCAAUUUCAUCUCUGUCACUCCUUCAUAUGAACAGAUCUUACUCCUUUCUUGGUCUGUCUGCUGAUGUAUGUCUGGAAUCACUGUAUGUAAAUAUUAGACUUGGUAAAAUGUAAUUUAUUGUUUUUUCAAUAAAAUGAUUUUUAAAAACUUC